GCUAGCACGUUAGUUAGCCUUUAGCACAUGUGUGACAUUAACGAAGUGAAGCAUUGUAAACCUUUACUUUUAAGCUAGUAGGUUUGUCUUUAGCUGAAAACGGGUUGAAAUAUGAAGAAGAAGCAUACAGUUGUAGAGGAACCAGAAAAGGAGGAGGAAAAUGAGCCCCCAGUUAAAGGCAAAAGGCACAGACCUGAGGAGGAGGAGGUGGUCUAUCAUCCGGUGAAACUUUCCAGAAAUGAUCUGUAUAGACCUCCGACAGCAGAGGAGCUGAACCAGCUGAAAGAGACAGAUAAUCUGUUCCACUGCAGCCUCCUGAAAAUGCAGAUGGACGAACUGCUGAAAGAGGUUGUCCUUAGUGAUCGCAGGAACCAGCAAAUCAAUGUCUUCAUUCAGACCCUGACCAAGCUGCUGCAGAACGUGCCGGUGUCACCAAUAGUUGAGGUAAAUGACCUGUCUUGGCUGUCUGGUGCAGUUAAAGUGCCUUUUCUUCUGACGCCCAAAACAACAAAGGGUAAAUUCCACAUGGCACCUCCAGCCUCCAUUGAUCUGGUUGGGAGCUACCCGCUGGGCACCUGCAUCAAACCAAACAUUAAAGUGGACCUGGCUGUUACAAUCCCAGCUGAGGUCCUCCAGCACACAGACUUUUUAAACCAGAGGUAUCCGAGGAAAAGGGCUCUCUACUUAGCAGGGCUUGCCCAGCAUCUGAAGUCCUCCCCUGACAUCGGGACAAUGCGCUUCUCCUGUCUCCUUGGAAACAGGCUUCAACCUGUUCUGCUGCUGACUCCACCGGGUAAAGACUCCUCAAGGUUCACAGUCUGUCUUCAUGUCUGCCCACCUCCUGGGUUCUUCAAACCCAGUCGUUUCCACCCUAACAGGAAUAAUGUUAGGACAGAGUGGUACAUUGGACUGCAAACAUCCCACGCUGAGCGUAGUGAACCUCCCACUCCACACUACAACACCUCUGUUCUGGCGGACUUACUGCCCAGGGCUCACCUCCAGUUUCUUUCUGCUGUCAGCUCCCAGUGCUCAGCUUUCUCUGAUGGAGUGGCUUUGGUAAAAGUCUGGCUUCGUCAAAGAGAGCUCGACCAGGGCACUGGCUGUUUUAAUGGAUUCCUGGCCUCAAUGCUCUUGGCCUAUCUGCUGAUCACUCACAGGAUCAGUAACACCAUGACAGCCUAUCAGCUGCUUCGGAAUUGCUUGAAUUUCUUGGCUUCUACAGACCUGACUGUGAAUGGAAUCAGCUUGGCCAAAAAUCCGGACUCUACAGCCCCAUCUCUUGUGGACUUCCACAGUGCUUUUCAGGUUGUGUUUGUGGACCCUUCAGGACAUCUUAACAUGUGUGCUGAAAUGACUGCUUGUACCUACAAACAGUUGCAGCAUGAGGCAUCGCUGUCAUUGGAAUUCUGGGACAACCCCACAGUAGAUGGGUUCCACUGCCUCCUUAUGACCCCCAAACCCAUGAUAAGGACAAGUGACCAUGUCUUCCAGUUGUGUGACUUGGUAAAGCUUCAGUCCAGCUGUAAAAAACAGAAUCUGCUGAGCAAGUUGAUGGAUCGCAGCGGAAAUUAUAUCCAGACUGCACUACCUUUUAUUCUGUCUCUGCUCCAGCAAGGACUGGGCCAAAGGAUUCACCUCCUCACCCACUCUCUCUCACCUGACCUUGAGUGGUCUGUAGAGAGUGAAGCCCCAAAAUACAAAGCUCAUCCUCCCCUCUCCUUUGGUUUGCUCUUAAGACCAGAGCUGUCAUCUUCUGUCCUGGAAAGAGGACCCCCUGCAGAUAACCCCAAGGCAGCUGAGUUUCGACAACUGUGGGGCCCUCGCUCCGAGCUGCGUCGUUUCCAGGACGGCGCCAUCACCGAGGCUGUGCUGUGGGAUGGAAAGAGCAUGUGGCAGAAGCGGCUCGUCCCUAAACAGAUCAUCACACACUUACUUCAGCUUCACGCAGAUAUCCCCAAGUCCUGUGUGCGAUAUGUUGGAGCGAUGAUUGAUGACGUCAUCAAAACAGGAAGCGAGGUGCCUGGUACUGGAGAAGAGCAGAGCUUGGUGGUGGUUCAGUCGUACGAUGACCUGAGCAGGAAGUUAUGGAAGCUGGAAGAUCUGCCUCUUGCCAUCACUGCAGUGCAGGGAGCCCACUCUGCUCUUCGAUACACGCAGGUUUUCCCCCCCGAGCCACAGAAGCUGGACUACUCCUUCUUUGACAGAGAAAAGACUUCGAGAUCACUGGUGCCAAAGCAAAACAAGCCCUGUCCACGUUAUAUAACUCCUAUCACAGUGAUUUGUCAUAUGGAGGGAAGUGGAAAGUGGCCUCACGACCGCCUCGCUAUCCGCCACAUUCGAGCUGGCUUUCAUAUUCGCCUGGCAGAGUUACUCAAGAAGCACCAUAAUUACACGUGCAAUCCUUGUCCCACCCACCUGGAUGUCUGGAAGGACGGUUUGGUGUUUCGAAUCCAGGUGGCGUACCAUCGUGAGCCUCAGGUCUUGCGGGAGAGUGUGAAUACAGAGGGGCUGCUGGUGGUGAGGGACAACGAGGAGGCUCAGGCUCUGGAGAUGGUCACUAUUCACAAACCUCUACUUACCAGCACAUUGCACGGUCUCCAGCAGCAGCAUCCAUGUUUUGGAGCAGUUUGCCGCUUAGCAAAGCGCUGGUUGGCGGCUCAGCUCUUCAGUGACGACAUCACAGAGGACACAGCGGAUCUUCUCGUGGCAUCGCUCUUCCUUCAGCCUGCCCCCUUCACUCCUUCUAGCUCUCCUCAGGUGGGCUUCCUGCGUUUCCUUCAUCUGCUCUCGUGCUUUGACUGGAGGAACAACCCGCUGGUAGUCAACUACAACAACCUGCUCACAGCUGCCGACUACACAGAGAUCAAGAAUGACUUCAUGGCGUCGAGGGACUCUCUGCCCGUCAUGUUUAUAGCAACGCCUAAAGACAAAAAAACGUCUUUGUGGACCAGACGAGCUCCAAGCAUACAGAUGCUGCAGCGUGUGAUGUUGGUGGCAGCAGAGAGUCUGAAGGUGUUGGAACAUCAGCUGAUGGAUGGCAGCCAGACACAAGAUGUGAGGGUGAUCAUGCGUCCUCCGUUGGAUGCUUACGAUGUCUUGAUUCAUCUGAACCCGAAGCAGCUUCCUCUUCUCAGUCAAGCUGUGGACCCUCCAGCAGUCACCUUCAGCAGGGGUGUAAUUACUGACGGCACGCCCCAGUCUGGAGGUGCUCUGCCUGUAAUCGACUACAACCCUGUGACCCUCUACCUGACAGAGCUGAGAGAGGCAUUCAGAGACCUGGCCCUCUUCUUCUGUGAUCCUUAUGGAGGAACGGUGAUCUCAGUUUUAUGGAAACCAAAGGCUUUUGAACCUUCACCCUUCAAGACAUCUCAGAUAUCUGCCAGGACUGUGAAGGUGACUGGGCAAGAAGUUCAAACCAUUCCUAAUGUAGAAGCCAUACUGGAGGACUUCAAGAUCUUGGGAAAGGGUUUGGUCAAAUCAGUGGAAGCCAGAUAUGAAAAAUGGACAUUUUAAAUUCAUAGACCGCUCUCACAACAUCUGUAUUCUAUAGAUCUGAAGCUGAUGUUUCAAUGGAGAUGAACUGUUGAUAGUGUGGGUAGAACACUGACACAGUUGUUAACAGCAAUAUAUAUAGAGAGUAAAAUACCUGACCUUUGUAUUAAUG
Messenger RNA from Nematolebias whitei (Rio pearlfish), 3664 nucleotides. RefSeq names its product nucleolar protein 6 (RNA-associated) (gene nol6). Lineage: Eukaryota; Metazoa; Chordata; Actinopteri; Cyprinodontiformes; Rivulidae. The transcript has 26 exons. Gene Ontology annotation, biological process: rRNA processing; tRNA export from nucleus. Gene Ontology annotation, cellular component: small-subunit processome; CURI complex; UTP-C complex. The record is from RefSeq and is a predicted model, not a curated record. Bases 112 to 3513 code for a protein of 1133 amino acids.